AUCUCGCGCGUCAGGGGGUCAAAAUGGCGGCGCCCGGCGCGCGAGACGCUCCGUGAGGGGCGGAGGCGGUGGUUACCAUGGCAGCGGCGGGCCUGGCCUGGCGCGACUCGUGGGCCUUGGGCCGAGCGGGGCUCCGGGCCUGGAGAGGGCGAGGGUGGCCGCCGCGCUGCGCCGGCUCAGGUACUGCCCUCUUUUUCCCGAACGACCGAUCCCAACAGGCCAGAGUUUUCCCUGUCCGCUUGUACGGAAAUGACUCUGCCCUGGAUUACAUCCUGGGGAUUUCAAAAGAAGAGACCGAGUGUCCGAUCUGUCAGCACCCACCACCUCUGAGCGCCUUCAAAGAUGAGCAAGAAGGUUUGUUGGAGCUCCAGCCCGAUCAGCCCGAGAACCCCAAGACCUUGAGGAUUGCAAUUAUCGGGGCUCCGAAUGCUGGUAAAUCGACCCUGUCCAACCAGAUUCUGGGACGGAAGGUCCUGCCGGUGUCCAAGAAAGUGCAUACAACGAGAUGCAACGCCCAGGGCGUCGUCACGAAAGAGGAUACCCAGCUGAUUAUCUUGGACACUCCUGGUCUCACCAGUUCUGUCAAAGCCAAAAGGCAUAACUUGGAGGGCUCGAUGCUGCACGACCCCUUCAAGAGCUUGAAGAAGGCGGACUUAGCGCUGGUCCUUGUGGACGUGUCGGAUCGCUACACCCGGAACAGCCUUCACCCCCAGGUGCUGAAGUGCCUUGCCAGCUUUCCACAGGUUCCCAGCAUCCUUGUCCUUAACAAGGUGGAUCUUCUCAAGAAGAAAUCUCUGCUCUUGGAAUUGGUGACGCAGCUCACUGAGGGUGUUGUGGAUGGGAAGAGGCUGAACGUCCGAUCCAGGUUCAACCCCGUCUCCACGGCCGCGAACGCCGGAGAUCCGCAGGUGCCUCCUGGACUCCAAGCAGGCUCUGACCGGGAUCUGGAGACUGGCGUCGGCAUCAAAGAGGCGGGCUCGGAUCCUGCGGAGGAAAGUGCAAAAGGGCAGAGGAAAGGCGCUAAGAAAGGCUGGCCGCACUUUGGGGAGAUCUUCAUGCUGGCUGCGGUGAACGGAGAAGAGGUGGACAUCCUGAAGAGGUAUCUCCUGAAGCGAGCCAAGCCCGGCCCCUGGGAGUUCCACAGUGAGGUGUUGACCAGCCAGUCCCCGCAGGAGGUCUGCGACAACAUCAUCCGGGAGAAGCUCCUGGAGUAUCUGCCUGAGGAAGUGCCGUACGCCGUGGGCCAGAGGACGGAGAUAUGGGAAGAGGGCCCCAGUGGGGAGCUGGUGAUCCUGCAGAAUUUGGUGGUCCAGAAGGAUACCCAUGUGAAGAUGCUGAUUGGUCACCGUGGCCAGCUGAUCAGUAAGAUCGCCUACGAGGCUGGCCGGGACCUGAUGGAUGCUUUCCUGUGUGACGUGAAACUUAGACUCUGUGUGAAGCUACGGAAAUGAGCUCGCUGCUGGCUGGGGCUGCCCGGCCCCUCGGGGCUCCUGCCAAGACUGGAAUCAGCCUUGCUCUGAGGAAACACCCCCAUUGAGCCGACUGCAAGGAUCGAACCAGGAACUGGCCCAAAGGACUCUGGCAUUGCAGGGUUCUCUGGAUUGCCUCUUUCUCAGCCCAAAGAAGGCGGCACAGGUGUGAGUGGAGGAGCUCCAGCAAGGGGCUGACUUCACCUUGACGCUUCCCAGUGUUGACAAGUCAUGUCAGGGAGGUCUGUGGGGCCUCGUGGGCUACAGGCCGGCAUGGAGUCGAUCAUGGCUUUGGGGUGAUAACGAUCUCUGUGUUCCUGCUCAGAAGGCAGAAGAAAUGAUGCCCUGUGAAUCUCCUUGGACUUUCACGGGCAGCCUUGCCCAGAUCGUCUCUGGCUCACAUGACCCAACCCUUUUCAAGCGGUGAUCCAGUCACGCAAGCAUUGUGCGAGUUGAUUUUUUUCUCCCCUCUGGAGAACCUGUGCAUGGUUGGUCUCUUGUGCCGGGCUUGGCUCGGGGGUGGGGGGGUCGCUUGAAAUCCCACCGCCUUUAAGCCUUCUCUUGAUCAGAGCUGUUUAGCAGAGGACACCCGUGCGAGAUGGUGGCUGCAAAGAGGGCCUGGAAGCCAGGGCUCGAGCCGUCUUUAUUCUUUGAGGGUGUGUUCCUGAUGUCCCCUUGCUCAGCUGGAAGAAAGGGACAUCGCCCAUCUAAACGUGAAUCUGGGAUGUAUUAAGGCGAGAGGAGAGCCUUAAGGUUUCCUCAACCCACGCUAUCUCCGUCGUGUACUUGUACAUCUUCUCACGCUCUUGUGUCGAGCACUGCCAGGGCAUUUUAGUGCUGUGUACUGAUGGGAGAAGUUGCUGGGAACUUUGGGGAGGCAGCGGUCCUUGCCCUGGAGCAGCCACUCAGGCCUCCUCUGAGAAGAAUGCUCGAGUAGCUCUGAGCCAAGCCUGGGUGAUGGCUUGCCCUCCUCCACCCCACUUCCCCCAGGCCAAGGAUGUUCUGUCCUCUGAUGUGAUGUUCUUGCAAUAAAAUGAGGUCGCUUUUCA
Elgaria multicarinata webbii is the source of this 2518-nucleotide messenger RNA. It is a transcript of the gene ERAL1, whose product is annotated as Era like 12S mitochondrial rRNA chaperone 1. Gene Ontology annotation, cellular component: mitochondrial matrix. The record is from RefSeq and is a predicted model, not a curated record. The coding region runs from base 78 to 1451 and encodes 457 amino acids. The transcript has 11 exons. Gene Ontology annotation, molecular function: GTP binding; rRNA binding; ribosomal small subunit binding. NCBI's taxonomy places the organism in Eukaryota, Metazoa, Chordata, Lepidosauria, Squamata, Anguidae. Gene Ontology annotation, biological process: ribosomal small subunit assembly.